Messenger RNA from Debaryomyces hansenii CBS767, 2034 nucleotides. Its product is annotated as serine/threonine-protein kinase. Lineage: Eukaryota; Fungi; Ascomycota; Pichiomycetes; Serinales; Debaryomycetaceae. The coding region runs from base 1 to 2034 and encodes 677 amino acids. The record is from RefSeq and is a predicted model, not a curated record. Gene Ontology annotation, molecular function: ATP binding; protein serine/threonine kinase activity. Gene Ontology annotation, biological process: intracellular signal transduction; protein phosphorylation. The transcript has a single exon.
AUGCCACUUUUUGGACAUUCAAAACGCAAGAAAGCAUCCUCAUCGCCACCGUUAUCUAGUGCUUCAGAGCUGCUCGGUGUAGAUCUUUCGAAUGUAUCGUUGUCGUCUGGGCAAGUAUCUGCAGCAGGAAAGCCCAAGAAUAAGCUCAAGAGCUUUCUAAAGCCCAAGAAUUCAUCGACUGACAAAAUUGGACAGGAAAAAGUUAGACUAGAUGAAAAUUCAACGGGAGAGGAAAUACGGAAGCAACGACUUAAUCAGAGAACCAGUACCAUCGUAGAAGCUGAUGUGGACGAAGCAAAUCGCAAUGCAGAUAGUGGUUUUGAUUCAGAGUAUGAUUCUAGUGGGCUGAAUGAUUUUGAUUCUGAUUCUGAUUCGGAUGAUAGUGAUAGUGAUUAUGAAGAGGAACAUAUGCAUGCCAUUAAGAUUAGAGGAAAGAGUCUUUCUAUCCAGAGCAAUUUCGUAUCGCAAUUAUCGAGUAUAAUGGGCUACUGUGGGAUAACAUCAACGGCGACUAAUCCAGAGACAUUAGCAGCACUUGCUAACGAAGAGCUGAAAAGAACGUAUUCGUUGCUUGACCAAAAUAUGAAAAUACAUCGCUUAUCGGGGACAUCGAACAGAAAGGAUCCAAAAUUGACUGAAUCAGUCAUUGGGGAUGAACAAGCAGCAUUAAUUGAAAAAUUACAGAUAAAACUUGAUGACCUGCUAAGUCUGAAAGAUUUGGCGUCCGACCUGAUUCAACAUUUGCGCAAGGGUAAGACUGUUUAUGACAGAUAUGGCGUGGUGAGAGAUAUAAUAGGUAGAGGUGCCUAUGGGUUAAUUAAAAUCAUUGAUCCUAAUGCAACCGACGCAACUCUCAAGUCAACAACAAAGAUUGCUCCUGGAAAUGUAUUUUACGCUGUGAAAGAAUUGCAAAGACGUCCUGGGACAGAGGUAAAACAAAAGGAGACUCAAAAACAAUUUAUUGAUAGAGUGAUAUCUGAAUUCAUUGUAUCAUCAACCUUGAACUAUAAGCACAUAGUGAAGACCGUAGAUUUGAUGGUCACCUUACCACCGGUCGAUUCGAAGAAAGGUGCUACUGAACUUAGUCAAUGUAUAAAGAUCAGUCAGGUUAUGGAAUGUACAACAGGUGGUGAUUUGUUUACAUAUAUGACAACUACUACUGAUAAAGGGAACAAACCAAUACGAAGCGUAUCACUUGAUGAAGUAGAUUGCUUUAUUAAACAAAUUUCGAAAGGAUUAUGGUAUAUGCACCAACAUGGAGUGGCUCAUUGCGACCUAAAGCUUGAAAAUAUUUUAGUAAAUUAUUUACCACCAGAUCCACAAGAUCCAUUAAGAACUAGAAUAGUCUUAAAAUUAUCCGAUUUUGGAAAGGUGAAUGUUUUCAAGACUAAAUGGGACCAACAGGAACAAUUAAUUCCUUAUGAAAAUGGGCCUAUUGGUUCAGAAUCAUAUAUGGCACCAGAGGAACAUCUCGGCAAGUUGCAUAAAGCUGGGGGUUAUUCGGCGAGAAGUAAAGAUAACUGGGCAUUAGGUAUUGUAAUACUAGUAUUGUUUAAUAUUAGUAAACAGUAUUUUACGCACAAUAAAUUGGAUGGUAAUGCUGAUAAGCCUGCUGAAUAUAGUGGGAUUUUUAACGAAUAUAGCUCAGGAUACUUAUGGCAAUGCACGGAUAUGAAAAUGCAUCACUUGAAGAAAAACGAGGAAAAGAGAUAUAGAGAUAAGGUAUUUGAAGAGUAUACGAAAACUAGAAUGAUAGCGGAUUAUGAUAAUACGACAAAAGAAUGGCUAAUCAAAAGGAAAGGUAGUUUUAGACCUCUCGAAAACUUGUUUGUGAUUCCCAAGGAUGAAGAUGACGAAGGCACUGGAUAUUUUGAGUGUCAAUUAGAUGAGGAUGAAUUACAACUAUGUGAGUUACGUAAAAUGUUCAUAUAUAAAUUAUUAGAUCCAAAUCCUGAAUCCAGGAUAACCGCGGACGAAUUUAUAAGAGGUGACUGGAUGACAUCGGUAUACAAUUGCUAUGAUUGCAUUAAUUAG